Messenger RNA from Taeniopygia guttata (zebra finch), 1706 nucleotides. Lineage: Eukaryota; Metazoa; Chordata; Aves; Passeriformes; Estrildidae. The record is from RefSeq and is a predicted model, not a curated record.
GCGCGGGCCGGAAGAGGCGCGGCCAUGGCGGCGCGGAGCUGAUGCCACCAUGGCCACCAGCCGCUCGGAGGACGAGGAGUCGCUGGCGGGGCCCAAGCGGGGCCCGGCCACCCCCGCGGGGACUGUCCCCAAACGGCGCAGCUCCUCCAGGUUCAUCAAGAGGAGGAAGUUCGAUGACGAGCUGGUCGAGAGCAGCCUGGCCAAGCCCUCCAGGGCCAAGGGGGGUCCCGAGCCCCCCCCCAGGCCCGGGGGAGGGGCGGUGGGGGGUGGGGGAGGGGCGGCCCCCGAGCCCCCCCCUGGCGACAGGAAAAAGGUCUCUCGGGCCGUGCCCCACCCGGUGCCCCCCGGGCCCCCCCCGGCGCUGCCCAAGCGGCUCAAGAAGGGCAAACCCAGCCCGGCCCCCCGAGACCUGGGCAGGUGGAAAGCAGCCGACGACCUCCUGCUCAUCAACGCCGUGCUGCAGACCAACGACCUGAGCUCGGUGCACCUCGGGGUGAAAUUCAGCUGCCGCUUCAGCCUGCGCGAGAUCCAGGAGCGCUGGUACUCGCUGCUCUACGACCCCGUCAUCUGCAAGCACGCGUGCCAGGCCAUGCGCCAGCUGCACCCCGAGGCCGUCGCCGCCAUCCAGAGCCGGGUCCUGUUCAGCAAAGCCGAGGAGCAGCUGCUGGCGCGGGUGCCAUCGAGCCCCGUGCCCUCGCUGGACACCUUCCAGGACCUGCUGCAGCGCCACCCGGCCGUGUUUUACCCUGCCAGGACCCCCAAGGCCCUGCAGCUGCAUUGGCAGCUCCUGCGCCAGUACCACCUGCUGCAGGACCAGACAGUGCAGCCCCUCCCCAAGGGGGAUCAGGUGCUGAACUUCUCCGACGCCGAGGAGCUGCUGGAUGACAGCAAACUCAGGGACGUUCGGGACGAGGUCCUGGAGCACGAGCUGACGGUGGCGGACCGGCGGCAGAAGCGCGAGAUCCGGCAGCUGGAGCAGGAGCUGCAGCGCUGGCAGGUGCUGGUGGACUCCAUCACAGGGAUGAGCUCCCCGGAUUUCGACAGCCAGACUCUGGCGGUGCUGCGGGGCCGCAUGGUUCGCUACCUGAUGCGCUCGCGGGAGAUCACACUGGGCAGAGCCACCAAGGACAACCAGAUCGACGUGGACCUGGCGCUGGAGGGGCCGGCCUGGAAAAUCUCCCGCAAGCAGGGGGUGAUCAAGCUGAAGAACAACGGGGAAUUCUUCAUCGCCAACGAGGGCCGGCGGCCGAUCUUCAUCGACGGCCGCCCGGUGCUGGGGGGCUGCAAAUGGAAACUCAGCAACAACUCCGUGGUGGAGAUCGCCAGCCUGCGCUUCGUGUUCCUGAUCAACCACGAGCUGAUCGCGGCCGUGAGGAGCGAGGCCGCGCGGCUGGGACACCAGUAAAAACCAGUAUAAACCAGUAAAAACCAGUAUGAGACCAGUAACACCAAUAAAACCAGUAACAAACCAGUAUGGCUCCGGUAUAACCAGUAACCCCAGUACAACCAUGAGCUGAUCGCAGCCAUGAGGAGCGAGGCCGCACAGCUGGGGCACCAGUAAAAACCAGUAUAAACCUGUAAAAACCAGUAUGAGACCAGUAAAACCACUAUGAGACCAGCAAAAACCAGUAUAAACCAGUAAAAACCAGUAUAAACCAGUAAAAACCAGUAUGAGACCAGUAAAACCAGUAUGAACACCAAUCAAA